UAUCUCUCCCAAAAACAACAUGUCUAAGUGUGUUUUACUCUCAAUUCUGUUCAUCAUCGUGAGUGUCAACUGCUCAGAGUUAAGAGGCGGGCUUAAACCAUUAACUGCUGAGAGCACAGAAAAGGAAAAACGUGCACUAAAGGUUGCUGUUGGCUGGAUCGAUUGUAAACGUAUAGCUGUAUAUACACAAAGCCCAAGAAUGUUCUUUUUCAUUCCAAGUUCCAAUAGAGACCUGAAUAUCACCAUUAUAAUUGAGAACGAUAAAAGUGUCUAUGUUACUGACAACUAUAUCUUGAACAUGGGCGCGGUAAAAUCAAUACAUAUUUACGACAAAGGAUUUGAGACAUGUAAUACAUACAAAGUAAAAUGGAUCUCAAAAGAAGCCAUCACUUCUAAGAACGCUAGAAUACGGAAUGGAAAACCUAUAUCCGACUAUGUUGACAAAGGAGAACAGACUGUUAAAAUGCCGUGCAAAUGCAAACAGUCUGUUAUACACAUGAAAAACUUCCAACUUCAAACUUUUAAUGGCGGUAAAUACACAUAUCCAGUACAGAAGAAUGGUCCAUGCAUGUACACGUUGCUACGUUCUUGUCGACCCGACACACAGAUUCACAUAAAUGCAAGCAUAAUCUCUAAUCAAAAUGGUUCUGGUUUAAUUUCUAUGGUAUUGUGUUUUCCAAAACCGUUUGCUCACGAAGUUAUAUUAUCACCUACAGAACCAGCUAAA
This is a messenger RNA of Saccoglossus kowalevskii, 727 nucleotides long. RefSeq lists its product as uncharacterized. NCBI's taxonomy places the organism in Eukaryota, Metazoa, Hemichordata, Enteropneusta, Harrimaniidae. The record is from RefSeq and is a predicted model, not a curated record.